Nerophis lumbriciformis (worm pipefish) is the source of this 1396-nucleotide messenger RNA. RefSeq names its product mitochondrial pyruvate carrier 2b (gene mpc2b). Gene Ontology annotation, biological process: pyruvate import into mitochondria. Lineage: Eukaryota; Metazoa; Chordata; Actinopteri; Syngnathiformes; Syngnathidae. Gene Ontology annotation, cellular component: mitochondrial inner membrane. The record is from RefSeq and is a predicted model, not a curated record.
GGCACAAAGUCACCUCGUCGGGUCGGUCAGGGAGAAGCUAAUGACAGCUAGCAUCAGCAGCUAGCAAACGGAAUUACCGAAGAAGCUCAAAAACAUAUUCAAAUUUUUAACUCAUGUUUGUACGGUUCGAAAAGUCUCAAUUUUUUAUUACUGCUGUGUAAUAUUGAAUUCGAACACUUAUUUUGUCCGUCUUUGCCUAUUGCUAAGCUAGCUAGCUUCUCCUUCCCCCCUUCAAAAAGCUCCAACAUGGCUGCACUGAGAGUGUCCUAUCACAGGAUUUUGGACAGAAUCGAGCACAUAUUGCCUGCUAAGCUGAGACCUCUAUACAACCACCCUGCAGGUCCAAAAACGGUUUUCUUUUGGGCCCCAGUUUUCAAAUGGGGUCUGGUUGCAGCAGGUUUGGCUGAUAUGACUCGGCCAGCAGAUAAGCUCAGUGUCUCCCAGUCUGGAGUGCUGACAGCAACAGGGCUCAUCUGGUCCAGAUAUUCACUGGUCAUCAUCCCAAAGAACUGGAACCUGUUUGCUGUCAACUUCUUUGUGGGCAGCGCUGGAGCCUCGCAGCUCUACAGGAUAUGGAGGUACAAGCAAGACCAGAAGGCAGACGAGAAGGCUAAGGAGAUAACUGAGUCCUGAGUGUUUUCAGUGGACUAAAAGGACAACUCCACACCAGGCACCUGCCUGCCCCUGAUCUCCGUCUCGUGUCAUUUAUGCAUCAUCACACCGACUCCCGUGUUUUAACAUUCAUGCCAGCAAACAUCAUCCGACCAUAUUUAACCCCUCUUUCUCUGCUGGAAAUGUGCACUUUCACCAAGUUCCCUCAGGAUGUAUAAUUGGCAUAAAAAACAACCACACAAGAAUGAUGGUCAUCAACGCACAAAUAUUACUUGUUUUAACAAGUGUAAUGAUUGUACAUUGAGUUGUCUUCAUGUAACAUAGCUUUGGGAUGUUUUACCUUUUUUCAUCAUCAGGUGUAGCAAUCAUUACCUCAUGCAAUCAUUUCCCAAAAAUGUAACGUUUGGUUAGGCGUGGUUUUAAUGGCAGUGUGUCCUCAUGAAAUUAUAUUUUCUUUUUGUGACAUUAAUUUUAAUGGCUUUAAAUGAAGUAGAACAAAAAUAAAUCGCUUGCUUCACUGUAUUUUUUCAGUCCUAUUGAAUGUGUUGUUUUUUUUAAUGCUAGCUAUCACUGGUACAGAACUGCCAAUGCGUCUUUGAUCUUAAGCCUUUUAUUUGAGCAUGUUCAUACUUUGAUGUGUGGUCACCUUAAUUAUGCAUUUUAAAAUCCCCUCACUGUAUUGGCAAUAAAUGUUCUCACUUUACUAUCAAAUGAAAUACUGAUUAAAUGGCACUGUGGAAAUGUUAAGGCUGUCUAAAGUUAAUAAACUUGUUCAACUACUAAA